Microdochium trichocladiopsis is the source of this 2125-nucleotide messenger RNA. RefSeq names its product fungal-specific transcription factor domain-containing protein. Bases 1 to 2007 code for a protein of 668 amino acids. The record is from RefSeq and is a predicted model, not a curated record. Gene Ontology annotation, cellular component: nucleus. Gene Ontology annotation, biological process: positive regulation of transcription by RNA polymerase II. Gene Ontology annotation, molecular function: zinc ion binding; transcription cis-regulatory region binding; DNA-binding transcription factor activity, RNA polymerase II-specific. NCBI's taxonomy places the organism in Eukaryota, Fungi, Ascomycota, Sordariomycetes, Xylariales, Microdochiaceae. The transcript has 2 exons.
AUGCAGAGCUUCGCAAGCCGCCCGACGCCGUCGGGGCAGCAUUCUGUCCGAUCACGCGAUGGCUGCCUCACCUGCAAACGCCGCAAGGUCAAGUGCGACGAGUCACGCCCCCGCUGCGCUCACUGCGAGCGCCUCAACAUGGAAUGCAAAUGGCCGCCACCCUCCAGCUCGGGCCGGCAGCGACGAGGCAUGCCGGCCAGGACACCAUCUUCACGAACCACUGCAUCAUUUUCCCACAUCCCUGGAGCAAGGGGCAGAGGUGCAGAGGAAAGGCCGCAAGCGAAGGCCAGGGCCGAUCAAGAGCUCCAGACAGAGAUGUCCCAAACACCGGUCCAGAUGGAGGACGGAAAUGAAGACACCGUCCAGGAUACUGUGCCUAUGCAAGCCCGCUAUGCCAUGGAUCAGAUAUUCGACUAUGCAAGCUUCAUGUGGGACAGCGGAGACGUCUGGCAGAGUCAGCUGCAGCCUCCUGUGCUUCCAAACCCGGGCCAGGAGCAGAUGCUUGCAAAUGUCAGUCCCCGUCUUACCUUUGUCCCCAACGACCUGUCUGCCACGAUGCCAAAUCCCGAACAAAACCAGGUACAAUUCCACACAAGCCCGCUGUCGUCCUCGGCUUACGACCACAGCUCUGUCAACGAGUCGGAUCCUGGGCAGACACUUACCAUCAACGAGCAGCAGCCACCGGCAGAGAACCAUCGCCUCAUCGACUACUUCAUCCAGACCGUGACGCCCCCCAUCCUGGUCGAGAUAGAGACACCAAAGAAAUGGGUUGCCAUGCGACGAAUCUUGGUCAAGAUGGCCGGUGCCUCGCGAAUGGUUAGAUGGGCACUCCUGUCAUUCUCAGCUCAGCUUCUGCGGAAGCGGGACGGCGACUGGCUCACUACGGAGCACAACACACAUUAUGAUAAUGCUGUCGCCGAAGUCAUAGCGGGCAUCGCCGGGAGGCCGGACAAUGAUAAGCCUGCACCUGAUGGCAGCAAUGAACCAGGGAUCAUGCCACUUUCCCAGCACAGCGCACACCGCGAGAAUAUCCUCGCUGCAAUCUUCUUCCUGAGUUAUGUCGAUAUACUUGAAGGGAGGAACGAAGCAGCACAUGCACAUCUCAAACGAGCCUACCAGAUCUUCCAGCAGGCCCAAGACGGAAGUCUUGUGACUGUCGAAAAGCAACUGCUGCUGUGGCUGCGACUGCUUGACGCGCGUGUGGCGUCUGCUGGUGGUGAGGGACUGUUCCUAUCAAAAGACACGGAGUCACUUUUGGUUCAUGCGUCACCAGCCAGCCUUGGUGACAGCAUGGCUCCUGGCGCCUCAGCCGAUGAUGAGCAAACUGGGUCCGAGGGAGACAUGGAGGAUGUUUUGUUCCAGGUGCUGUACCAGCCAGGCAUCAUUUUCUUUCAGAAAGUCCAGAGCUUCAUGGGCCGCAUCUCCAACAUCGACCCGUGGCACCGCUCGCGAGGUUCAGUCGAGGACGAGAUAGAGGUCAUGAACAUCGGGAAGACCAUCAGCGCCGAUCUCCACGCCCUCUAUGAGCAGCGGCCUCUCCUUAUGGAUCAUGCCGUUGCUGGCCGACUGACUGCGCCCUAUGUCACGGCCCAUCUCGCUACCGUUGUGACACGAGCAUUCCGCACAUAUAUGUCCAACUACUAUGCCAGCAUGGUACACUUACAUCGUGUAGCAUACAAGACAUUUCCGCUGACCAAAGACGCAGCUGAGGCGGUGGACGGGAUUCGACACCUGGCCAAGCUCAUCGGCGAGGGCUUGGAUCAGGAGGACGCCAUGCCAGUCAGCAUGCUUUGGCCGCUACUGAUGCUAGGCUCCGAAGAACAAGAUCUGGAAGAACGAGCUUGGAUCAAGGCACAGAUCUUGAGAAUGGAAAAAGUGGCUGGGAAUGCCCGCAUUACAGCGCAGGUAUUGGAAGAGGUGCAACGACGCCAGGAUGCGGCCAAAGCAAGGGUCGAUAUCCGUUCGGUCAUGCACGCCAUUUUCAAUUCGAGCUUCGCAAUUGUGUAAAACGACUGCGUGCGGCUAGUGAAAGUAGCCAGGCCAGAAAAUUUGAUAGAUGACCAAGCUCUAUUUUGACAUCAUAUACAGGUAGCAUUGACUAUUUCAUCAUGUGCUUGUUGACCGG